AUGUCGAAGAAAACCGCAACGAAGGAAGUAGAGGAGGUGGUGCGCGUUGGCCCCACACUUAAGGAGGGCGAGCAGGUGUUUGGUGUGGCUCAUAUUUUUGCCUCGUUUAACGACACAUUCGUGCACGUGACGGACCUUUCAGGCCGUGAAACGAUUGUGCGUGUAACGGGUGGAAUGAAAGUCAAGGCUGAUCGUGACGAAGCGUCACCAUAUGCUGCAAUGCUUGCUGCUCAGGACGUGGCCGCCAAGUGUAAGGAGGUGGGCGUCACUGCUCUGCACAUUAAGAUCCGCGCUACGGGCGGUAACCGGACCAAGACUCCGGGCCCCGGCGCGCAAUCGGCCCUUCGUGCGCUUGCUCGCAAUGGCUUGAAGAUCGGACGUAUUGAGGACGUCACUCCCAUCCCCACGGACAGCACUCGCCGAAAAGGUGGUCGUCGUGGUCGCCGUCUUUAG
Messenger RNA from Peronospora belbahrii, 453 nucleotides. NCBI's taxonomy places the organism in Eukaryota, Oomycota, Peronosporomycetes, Peronosporales, Peronosporaceae. The record is from the annotation of a GenBank genome assembly.